AUGGUAUCACUAUAUGAUGAAGGAACCCGUUGUUGGUAUCCUGAUAAAGAAUUAGGUUGGGUUGGAACAAUAGUAAAAUCAAAUAAAUUAGAAGGUAAAAAACAUAUUAUAAAAUUAGUGUUGGAAAAUGAUGAUUCAACCAUUUUCACAGUAGAAACAGAUAAUUUAUCAGAAGAUAAUGAUAAAUUACCACCCUUAAGAAAUCCUCCAAUUUUAGAAAGUACAGAAGAUUUAACAAGUUUAUCAUAUUUAAAUGAACCUGCAGUUUUACAAACCAUUAAAAUACGUUAUUCAUUAUUAAAUAUUUAUACUUAUUCAGGUAUAGUUUUAAUUGCAACAAAUCCAUUUCAAAGAGUUGAUCAUUUAUAUUCUCAAGAUAUUGUACAAAAUUAUUCAGGUAGACAAAGAACAGAAUCAGAUCCUCAUCUUUUUGCCAUUGCGGAAGAUGCUUAUAGAUGCAUGAAAGAAAAUGGAGCAAAUCAAACUAUAGUUGUAAGUGGUGAAUCAGGAGCCGGUAAAACUGUUUCUGCUAAAUACAUAAUGAGAUAUUUUGCAUCUGUUGAAGCUGAUGCACAACAAGCAAUUGGUCAUGAUCAUAAAGUUGAAAUGUCCGAUGUUGAAAAACAAAUACUAGCAACAAAUCCAAUUAUGGAAGCUUUUGGUAAUGCAAAAACUACAAGAAAUGAUAACUCAUCACGUUUUGGUAAAUACUUGGAAAUUUUAUUUGAUAAAGAAAUUUCAAUUAUUGGUGCAAGAAUAAGAACAUACUUGUUAGAAAGAUCAAGAUUAGUAUUUCAACCAUCUACUGAAAGAAAUUAUCAUAUUUUUUAUCAAAUUUUAGCAGGUAUGAAUUCUGAUGAAAAAAAAUUAUUAGGAUUAAAAAAUGCCGAAGAUUAUAAAUAUACAAAUCAAGGUGGUAUGCCUCAAAUUAGUGGGGUGGAUGAUGCUAAAGAAUUUCAAAUUACUAAAGAUGCAUUAUCUUUAAUUGGGGUUGAUGAUUUAAAACAAAUGGAAAUCUAUAAAAUAUUAGCUGCUCUUUUACAUCUUGGUAAUAUUGAUAUAGCAGCUACUAAAAACGAUGCACAUUUAUCAAGUGACGAACCAAAUUUAGUCAAAGCUUGUGAAUUAUUGGGUAUAGAUGCAAAUAACUUUGCCAAAUGGUGUAUUAAGAAACAAAUCACAACUAGAUCUGAAAAAAUUGUAAGUAACUUAAAUCAUAAACAAGCUAUCGUUGCUAGAGAUUCAUUUGCAAAAUACAUAUAUUCAGCAUUAUUUGACUGGUUAGUUGAUUACGUAAAUACAGAUUUAUGUCCAGAAUCUGUUGCAUCUCAGAUCAAAUCAUUUAUUGGUGUUUUGGAUAUUUAUGGGUUUGAACAUUUUGAAAAAAAUUCAUUUGAACAGUUUUGUAUUAAUUAUGCUAAUGAAAAAUUACAACAAGAAUUCAAUCAACAUGUAUUCAAACUAGAGCAAGAAGAAUAUAUAAAGGAGCAAAUUGAAUGGUCAUUUAUUGAUUUUGCAGAUAAUCAACCAUGUAUAGAUUUAAUUGAAAAUAGAAUGGGUAUAUUAGCAUUAUUAGAUGAAGAAUCAAGAUUACCAGCGGGUAAUGAUCAAUCAUGGAUUGAAAAAAUGUAUCAAAAUUUGGAUAAACCACCAACUAAUAAAGUUUUCCAAAAACCAAGAUUUGGUCAGUCUAAGUUUGUGGUUAACCAUUAUGCAUUAGACGUUACUUAUGAUAUGGAUGGAUUUAUCGAGAAAAAUAGAGAUACUGUUGGUGAAGGUCAUUUAGAUGUUAUGAAAAAUACCAAAAAUGAAUUGCUUAAAGAUAUACUUAGUAUUAUUGAUAAAAAUGCUAGUGCAUUAGAAGCAAAUAAAGCACCAACUAAAGGUAAAAUGAUGAAUAAAAAACCAACUUUAGGAUCAAUGUUCAAGAAUUCAUUAAUAGAAUUAAUGAAAACUAUAAAUUCAACGAAUGUUCAUUAUAUAAGAUGUAUUAAACCAAAUGAAGAGAAAAAAGCUUGGGAAUUUGAUUCAUUAAUGGUGCUAUCACAAUUAAGAGCUUGUGGUGUUCUUGAGACUAUAAGGAUUUCAUGUGCAGGUUUCCCUUCAAGAUGGACAUAUGUUGAGUUUGCUGACAGGUAUCAUAUUUUAGUACCUUCAAAAGAUUGGAUUAAAGUAAUGAGUGGUGAAACAACUCAAGAAUCAGUUACUGGUUUAUGUAAUCAAAUUUUGCAGACAAACACUGAAAAUAAAGAGAAAUAUCAAUUAGGAAAUACUAAAAUCUUUUUUAAAGCUGGUAUGUUGGCUCAUUUUGAAAAAUUAAGAACUGAUAAAUUAUAUAGAUCAGCAGUUAUGAUUCAAAAGAAUAUGAGAAAACGUUUCUAUAGACAAAAAUAUCUUGAAGUUAGACAAUCUCAUAUUGCAUUACAAAGUAUAAUACGUGGUUUUGAAAGAAGAAGAUAUAUUAAAGAAGAAAAAGAAAAAGCAGCAGCAACAUUAUUACAAACUUCAAUAAGAGGACAUUUAGCAAGAAAACAAUACCAAAAUACACUCAAAUCAGUUGUUACAUUACAAAAAUCAAUCAGAGGUUUACAAGCAAGAAAGAAUUACAAAUCAUUACGUACUGAAAAAUCUGCAACAACAAUUCAAAAAUCUUGGAAAGGUUAUCAACAAAGAAAAGAAUUUAACAAAACCAAGAAAUCAGCUGUAGUUAUACAAUCUGCAUUCAGAAGACAAUACGCUUAUCGUGAAUUGAAAGCAUUGAAAGCUGAUGCUAAAUCAGUCAAUAAAUUAAAAGAAGUAUCAUAUCAAUUAGAAAAUAAAGUUAUAGACUUAACUCAAUCAUUAACAUCCAAAAUUCAAGAUAAUAAAAAAUUGAUGGAAGAGAUAACAAACCUAAAAGAUUUAUUAUCUCAACAAGGUCAAGUAAAAGAAACAUUGAAAUCAAGAGAAUUAGAAUUUAAUGAAAAAUUUGAUUCAACAAAACUCGAACAUCAAGAAGAAGUUGAAAAUUUGAAUCGUGAACUAGCGACUAUAAAAUCAGAUUAUUCAUCAGCUGAAGAGAAAAUAAGACAAUUAAUUAAAGAACAAACAGAAUUAAAAGAAGAAGUACAACGUACAAUUGAAGAAUUAAAUAACGCUAAAUCGGAUCUUGUAAAACGUGAUACUAUAGAAGUUGACCUUAAAUCUCAUAUUGAACAAUUGAAAUCAGAGUUAGCACAAUUACAUAAUCCCAAAAGUCGGAAUACGAGUAAACGUCACAGCAGUGCGUUGGCAUGGAAUUCACCUAAUUCCAUUGAUAAUCCUAGGCCAGUAUCGGUUAUUGCCAUUUCAAAUGAUGAUGAUGCUAACAUUGAUGAUAUUAAUGAUGAGUUAUUUAAAUUAUUAAGAGAUUCAAGACAAUUACAUCGUGAAAUUGUUGAAGGUUUAUUAAAAGGUUUAAAAAUCCCACCAGCUGGUGUUGCAGCAGAUUUAACAAGAAAAGAAGUAUUAUUCCCAUCAAGAAUUAUAAUUAUAAUAUUAUCAGAUAUGUGGAGAUUAGGAUUGACUAAAGAAAGUGAAGAUUUCCUUGGUGAAGUACUUUCUUCAAUACAAAAUCUUGUUUCUGUAUUAAAAGAUGAGGAUGUUAUUCCCCAUGGUGCAUUUUGGUUAUCUAAUACACAUGAAUUGUAUUCAUUUGUUUCAUAUGCUGAACAAACUAUAAUUGCAAAUGAUACAUUAUCCCAUGAAAUGAGUGAAGAAGAAUUUACAGAAUAUUUGAAAUUGGUGGCAGUUGUUAAAGAAGAUUUUGAAUCACUUUCUUAUAAUAUUUAUAAUAUGUGGAUGAAGAAAAUGCAAAAAGAUUUGGAAAAGAAAGCUGUUUCAGCAGUUGUAUUAUCACAAUCAUUACCUGGAUUUAUGGCUCCAGAAAAUUCACCAUUCUUAAGUAAAGUAUUUUCAGCAAGUGCUACAUACAAAAUGGAUGAUAUUUUAUCUACUUUUAAUACAUUAUACUGGUCAAUGAAAAGUUACUAUUUAGAAGCUGAUGUUAUUGUGAGAGUUAUUACAGAAAUGUUAAGAUUCAUAGAUGCAUUAUGUUUUAAUGAUUUGAUAUUAAGACGUAAUUUCUUAUCAUGGAAAAGAGGAUUACAACUCAACUACAAUGUCACAAGAUUAGAAGAAUGGUGUAAAUCUCAUGAUAUAGAAGAAGGUUCAGCAUGUCUUAUACAUUUAUUACAAGCAGCAAAACUUUUACAAUUAAGAAAAAACACAGCUGAGGAUAUUGAAAUCAUAUAUGAAAUAUGUUAUGCAUUAAAUCCAGCACAAAUUCAUAAAACAAUAAGUGCAUAUACAGCAGCAGAAUAUGAAACACCAGUAGCACCAGCAGUUAUGAAAUUAGUUGCAGAAAAAACCAAAGAAAGUUCAAGUGAUGAUUUAUUCUUAACUAUGUCAACAGAUGGUCAUUUCGAAGAUCCUUUUAGAGAAAUUGAAUUAAGACCUUUUUCAAGAGUUGAAGCUUAUGUUCCCGCAUGGUUGAAUUUACCUGUAAUUAGAAGAAUUGUUGAAUUAGUUGCCAAGAAUGCUUCAGUUCAAGAAUCAUCAUCUCAUCAUCUUAAUAAUCAUGAAAAUGGUCUGUAUGUAAACAAUAAAUAA
Messenger RNA from Lodderomyces jiufengensis, 4629 nucleotides. RefSeq names its product myosin 2 (gene MYO2). Gene Ontology annotation, cellular component: actin cytoskeleton; cytoplasm; vesicle. Gene Ontology annotation, biological process: vesicle transport along actin filament; actin filament organization. Bases 1 to 4629 code for a protein of 1542 amino acids. Gene Ontology annotation, molecular function: ATP binding; microfilament motor activity; actin filament binding. The record is from RefSeq and is a predicted model, not a curated record. The transcript has a single exon. Lineage: Eukaryota; Fungi; Ascomycota; Pichiomycetes; Serinales; Debaryomycetaceae.